AUGGUUAACCGGAACUAUGGCACGGCCGACCCAACAGCGUCGGGGAACGAACAAACCAUUCACGACGAAGAAAGCCCCUUACUUCCAUCAGAAACCCCCAAUUCCAAAGUUCAACCAUUAGUCGGCGUCGGCACGAUCAUUGCGGUACUGCUAUUGGGUGAAUUCAUCUCCAAUGCCGACGCAACACUGGUCUUCGCGGCAUCGGGCCGCAUUUCCUCGGAAUUCGAUCGACUACGCGAUGCAAGCUGGUUAUCAACGGGAUAUACCUUAGGCCUUUGCGCCGCACAACCCAUGUACGGGAAACUUAGUGAUAUCUACGGUCGCAAACCACUCCUCUUGAUCUCGUACUUUUUAUUCGCCUUGGGAUGUAUUAUAAGUGGUGUUGGUUCCCAGAUGUGGAUCGUCAUCCUGGGACGUGCCAUUAGUGGCAUGGGUGGUGCGGGGACAAUGACCAUUAGCUCGGUUAUUAUCACUGACAUUGUUCCGAAACGGGAAAUCGCGACAUGGAGAGCCUAUGUUAAUAUUUCCAUGACCCUCGGCCGAAGUAUCGGGGGCCCGGUGGGAGGCUGGCUGAGCGAUACGAUUGGCUGGCGAUGGCUAUUCCUCCUGCAAGCCCCCUUCGUGGCCCUUGCAGCGUUCCUGGUGAUUCUAAAGCUUCAAGUGGCACAAGAUACCGACGACGCGCUGGAGAGCGGAAAAUCGAAACUGAGCCAAGUCGACUUUUUAGGAACAGGAAUUCUCGCAGCGGGGAUUGUCGCCCUGAUCGGUCUCCUCGAUCAAGGAGGAAAGGCCUUCCCGUGGACCUCAUGGCUGACAUAUGUCAUUGGUGGCAGUGGACUCCUGCUACUGGUAGCCUUCGUCCUGGUCGAGGCCUAUGUAGCCACAGAACCCAUCUUCAACUUGCGUAUCUUGCGCAGACCCAAUGUGGCCGUUAGCUAUCUCCUCAGUACCCUCCAGAUCACUGCCCAGCUCGGCAUGCUAUUCUCCGUCCCAUUGUACUUCCAAGUCACCCAAAAAGCAUCCACCACCGCGGCGGGCGCUCACCUCGUCCCUGCAGUGGUCGGGAAUACCCUGGGUGGUCUGUUUGCUGGAUGGUUCAUUCGGAAGACCGGGUCAUAUCGUAUUCUCCUGGUGCUCGCAGGGUUGAUCGCAUCCAUCACCUACGUCCUCCUCUAUCUGCGUUGGGAUGGACAUACCGGUCCUUGGGAAUCACUUUACAUCGUCCCCGGUGGCAUAGGUACCGGAAUUGCCGCUGCCGCUGCCUUCGUGGCAUUGACUUCAACAUUGCCUCCGGAUGAGGUGGCUAUGGCGACUGCCGGAUAUAUGAUGUUGCUCAGUUUUGCCAUGACGGCGGGUGUAACGGCGUCGAAUUCAGUGUUGGGAACGGAAUUCCAACGCCAACUUCGUCUAAAUCUGCAUGGUCCUGGGUCGGAGAGGGUUAUUAAACGUGCCAUGGACGACACCAAUUAUAUCGCCCAUCUCGGUGGUCGACUUAGGGAGAUUGUUGUGGAAUGUUACAUUUCAGGUCUCAAGGACACCUACGGUAGGUCUCUUUCCUUACGCAAAGCGUGUGAAAACUCUAACCUGUCGCUAGUGCUUUCGCUCGCGGCUUCUCUUUUAGCCGCGUUCUUGGGAUUGUUUAUUCGGCAUCAUCGGCUCUAA
Molecule: messenger RNA, 1662 nt
Organism: Penicillium longicatenatum
Lineage: Eukaryota; Fungi; Ascomycota; Eurotiomycetes; Eurotiales; Aspergillaceae
Exons: 7
Coding region: 1-1662 (553 amino acids)
Biological process (GO): basic amino acid transport; transmembrane transport
Cellular component (GO): fungal-type vacuole membrane
Molecular function (GO): basic amino acid transmembrane transporter activity
Source: RefSeq, a predicted model, not a curated record